UUUUAUUGUCUUCACCGGGGAGGUACCUACCUGCAUUUCCCCGUUUCACGCUUCCCCGGACAUCGAACACUUGGAUCUCUCGAGCCACCACAAUGUCGAGAACCCCUUCCCCGUCCCGCGGCCCUACCCUGUUGCAAAUACUCCAGCGGCCGAAUCCAAAGAUUGAGGAUGGCAACUGGGAUGGCAGCUGGGAUGACUCAAGCUAUCGCAACUCAACUGAUGUCUUCGACGAAGUGGAAUUCGACAGCGACCAUCCAUCGGUGAAACCAUGGGCAGACUUUACCUUCGAAGCCAUUUAUCUAGCCUAUGGACAUCUUCUUGAACAGAGGAUGGCGGCGUUGAAACCUGGAUAUCAACCUGUGCCUCCCCCAUCGCCCGGACAAGGCCUUACAAUCAUCGCGACAGAACAUGAUGUUGAUCUAUUAGGCCAAGCGUGGUCGGUCAAUAUCGUGAGGUCCCCCAUCGCAGCGGCAGCGAUUCAACUGCGUCCCCAGCUUGACAUACAGGGGCCCAGCGAAACCCCGAAGACCACACUCGGUCAUAAAAAGGUCACGUGGGUGAAACUUAGCACUGAGUCCGAAGCCAGCGUUGAUUUCACUCCCGACUGGACAAUCCUUGACCUUAAGGCCAAGGUCCGCUACCGCGAGGAUGAUACCGAACAGUCCGAGAAACAGCUCACCUUUGCCGUUGGUGAUAGCAAGCUCAAGCAGGAAUGGAAGUCGCACUGGCUCGCCCUGCCGGACGGUGACCUAGAUGUGGCUAUGGACCUACCGUUUGGCUCAACCGUAUCAAAAGUCAGCAGCGUCGAGAACGAACGGCUCCUUCCGCUACGGCAGGUUGCCACAUACUGCCGGUUUGCUCAGACUCGGUAUGCCUUUAUCAUAACCCAGACCGAGUUGGUGGCACUUCGAAUUCGGCGACUCCCGAGACAACCAAGCCAGACUGCGCUUUAUGCAGGUAUCGAGUAUGUUUCCGUCCCCUGGGACGCCACAACUGGACUCACCGUCAAUCUAGCCAUCUGGGCUCUCGGGUGCAUGGGUAUGAACGACGCCCACCGCGAGAUGGAGUCGUCUUUCCCAAAAGCGCACGCUGCGCUGCCGUCCAUGGCGAGGCUCACCCGAUGGAAGCACGACGCCAAAAACCAAGUGUAUGAGAACGCCAUCUCAAAGCGCCGUAUCCCAGAGGUUGAAUGGAAGAAGCUCGACACCCGUUUUGUCCAUCUUGAUGAGAAAUCCGGGAGUAGUUUCACCGGAGACUUUGUCCCCGCCUUGCAGAGAACGCUCGUCCCGCCCCCAACAUCCACUCCUGGCCGCAUUGAUGAUAUCCAAGGGAACUUGAAUAUGGGCGGUUCGGAGUCAUCCUAAUUACCCGGUUAGGGUGAAAUAUACGACGGAAAAGAUACUUUUCGGGUAGUUGUUUAUCAUUUCUUUUUCUUUUCCUUAUGCUGUUGUUGUCCCUUUUGUUUUGUUUUGCUUUCUUGCUUUUAUUUCUGUGUUUUUUUCUUUGUCUUGUAUUUGUCUUUUGCUGUCCUUUAAAAGAUUUGCAAUAGACACGCCAAGGGCUCCGUUAUGUUUCUCACAAUCAACCUCCUACGUAGUAUCUAUUCUAGGCCUAAUGACCACCAAAAGCCUAAGGUUGAGGCCUUACUGAGAUCAAGA
Molecule: messenger RNA, 1658 nt
Organism: Chaetomium fimeti
Lineage: Eukaryota; Fungi; Ascomycota; Sordariomycetes; Sordariales; Chaetomiaceae
Exons: 2
Coding region: 93-1364 (423 amino acids)
Source: RefSeq, a predicted model, not a curated record